This is a messenger RNA of Dinoponera quadriceps, 3749 nucleotides long. Its product is annotated as calcium release-activated calcium channel protein 1-like. The record is from RefSeq and is a predicted model, not a curated record. Gene Ontology annotation, cellular component: membrane. NCBI's taxonomy places the organism in Eukaryota, Metazoa, Arthropoda, Insecta, Hymenoptera, Formicidae. Gene Ontology annotation, biological process: store-operated calcium entry. Gene Ontology annotation, molecular function: store-operated calcium channel activity. Bases 1576 to 2595 code for a protein of 339 amino acids. The transcript is spliced from 3 exons.
GCGUUCGAAUUUUACGUCUAAUUGCAAUUAUAAAAAUCAGACUAAUAUGAAAUCAACUUUGCUUUCUAUUUCUAUAAAUAUAUUAAGCGUAAUAGCAGCAUAUAUAUAGAGCAACCGUUUUCUUAGAAUCUCUAAUAGCACAUAUAUCCAGCGCCACUUCGAUACGAUGCUGCGCGUUAAUCAUUCGAUAUAAUCGAUUAGAUGAGCCUCGAUGUGCUAUCAUUAGCUUUAUUGUGUUUAAUUUCGUUCGACGAGUGAAUAGUGCCUUCUUAAAAUCCUCUGUUGAACCCUUCCACUUGACACAGUUCCCAUAAUUUUUUUCCUCUGGUCUGCUUUGUUGAGGGGAUAGAUUUAUCACAAAUAACAGAAACUCUAAUAAUAAGAAUCUGUUCGAUAACUGAAAUUAGUAGUAACAGUAGUUUCUUGGACUGAAAAAAAGAAAAAAUAAACUUGACACGAUAAAAUAUAUUUGUUUCUUAUGUAUUAUUUCGUGAGAAUAUUUGUAAUUUGGGUUGGAAAGUAUUAAAUUCGUUUAUUAUAUGAAUACGAUUAUAUUCAAGUACUUGCAUUACCAUAUCCAGCUUUGAGUGCAAUUAGUCGCAAAUUCUCGAUGCUUUAUCCGUACUACGCAUUACGUAUUGGUAAUUAUCCGGAUGUGCUUAUAACGAUAACAUCGUAAUACCAGUUUUUUUUUUCCCCCCCCCUCUAAUUAUUCGCAUUCACGUGAAAACAAAAUUAUAGGUGCAGAAUUUUGAAUAAUACCUGCAUUUGUGCGAUUUAUGUGUAAAAUGUGAUGGUUAAGUACUUCGCAAGAUAUAAUUUUUUAGUUUAUAGUAUUGCAAUCUUUUGUACAUUAAUAAAUUUAACAGUGCAUUGAUUAACUAGCUGUUUUAUUAUAAUAAAAAAAGUUCCGUAUUAAUUAUUUUUAUAACCCAUUAAGCCAUUAUGAACUUAUGGAGAAAUUAACAAUUAUUAAAUGUAUAUCUAUAGAUACGACGUUAGAUACGUUUUUCCUCUAAUCUCAUUUUUCACGUAAUCCUAUUUCUCUUUAUUGACACGCUUCGUAAUUGAUGAUUUCGUAAAAAGAAAUGGUAAUAUAAAAUUUCGACUUUGAAAAAUAAUACAAAUAUACACGUAAAUAAUAGAAAUGUUUGAAGAGAGAGAGAGAUUUACUUCUUUGCAAUUAUACAAAGAAUUGCGUUUUGUGUUCCACUAUUAUAUACAGAGUUUUAUAUAAAAAUGAAGAGAAAUUUUUUUCAUAUUUGCAUAUCAUUAUUUUUGAUACGUGAAAAUAUAUUUUGCGGGAAGUAAGAAAUUGUAUCCCCAUUAUUGUUACUAAUUUUUUUGAUAAAUGUAUUGCUUAACGUACAUUCGUAUGCGUCCUAUACUUGAGACACAUUUUCACACGAUCACAGUCUCAUUUGCAUUAUCGUCCGUCUGACCCGUCGAAAAUACUCGAGUGUGGAAAUCGUCAAGUCGAAAAAUGAAAUAUCAGGUCCUCGAAAAGACUAUACACGAAUAACGUGUCGCCCCGUUAUUAAAUGCAAAAGUCACAAUCGGCGCGAGUGUAUCCUCAUGCGUGUGUUUUCUCACGCUUGCCGGAGACUUCCUGCGAGACCCAUUAUUCACUACGCCAGUAGUAAAUCCCCGCUUCCCCGCGAGCGAAUCUUCGUCGCACUUCCGUCUCUGUUCUCAUUAGUUUUUUUUCCUAUUUAUAAUUCUCUUUAUUUGUUUCGUUCAGCAUCCAUUGGUUUUUUUCCUUCGCGGACAUACAUUCUCCCAUUGCUCCCACCAGCCACGUUGCUAUCAACCUCCGUUCACGAAGAUACUGAAGACACGAGUCGGCUCGAUCCUCUUCCCUCUCGAUACAAUCGCCCUUCCGUUCCAGACCGAACUAACUUGCCCGUAUGCAUUUGCGUUCGUUCUGUUCGCCAGUCGACGAUGUCACAGUCGGGGGAUGGCCUUCACACACCGAGUUAUCUGUCGUGGAGGAAACUACAGCUCAGCCGUGCCAAACUCAAGGCAUCGAGUAAAACGUCAGCCCUGCUCUCCGGUUUCGCUAUGGUUGCCAUGGUGGAGGUUCAGCUGAAUUCCGACACGCAGGUUCCUCCAGGAAUGCUGAUCGCCUUCGCUGUGUGCACGACCUUGCUGGUUGCCGUGCACAUGUUGGCGCUCAUGAUAUCGACGUGUAUUCUACCCAACAUAGAAGCCGUCUGUAAUUUGCACAGCAUAAGCCUCGUGCACGAGUCGCCGCACGAACGUCUGCAUUGGUACAUCGAGGUAGCAUGGGCCUCUUCCACAUUGCUAGGACUGUUAUUGUUCCUGUUGGAGAUCGCGAUACUUUGCUGGGUGAAGUUCUACGACUUUUCGCAAAAGGCCGCAUGGUCGGCCUGUAUAUUGCUCAUACCGGUGCUGAUAAUCUUCAUCGUAUUCGCGAUACAUUUUUAUCGAAGUCUCGUGGCACACAAAUAUGAAGUUACGGUUUCCGGCAUACGGGAACUCGAAUUACUUAAAGAACAAAUCGAGUCCACAGACGUGGAGGGCAGAAACGGCGUGAAUCUCUUGCAGACCGCUGGAGCGACGCAUAUCGUUUAAGUUCAGUAUCUCCUCCGCCGGAGAAGAGCUUAGAUUUUAAAAUGAUAGACGGUUAAAUAAUGAAGCCCAUUCGACACGUUUGAAGUUGUAUAUGACUGCAAUGGGUGUCAACUAGGAGGCGCUACGCCGCUACAGGGUCGACGAGCGGGAUAUUUCUCGCCGUGAUAUUCGUAUCGAAUCCUAUCUGGUGGGAAGCGUAGUCGUUUUACGAGAUAGUGCAAUUUACUCGAAAAAAAAAACAUGACAAGCAAUCAGCCUUUUACAUACACAUUGCUCAGCAUCACUGUGAUGUUAGAAGAAUUCGGUCAUAUUGAUGAAUACAAUUUUCCUUUUUUUUUUUUAACUAUAAUUCGGAAAUAUCCGAUAGACAUAUGUUUUCUGUGAUGUAAAUUAACAUUAAGAUGAGAUUUUGUUUGUUAACAUAUAUAGGAACGUCAUGGGAGCGUUAUGCCAAUUUUGCCAGUUUUCAUCUCUCUUCUAGAGAAGAAGCUGAAAGUUCGAUAACGUUAUUGUAUAUAUAGACACAUUUGCGAAACAUUCCUUUAUCCAUGUUGCGAAUCAAACUUAAGAGGAAUAAUACGCUUUAUUUAAGAAUAUGUAUAUAGAAUAUAUGAAGUCCGUCACCGAGUAUCGCCGCAUAGCUCGGACAGCGAUAAUAAGGCUCCUAAGAGCCAUAGGAGCCCGAAAUACUUUCUAAUCAAAAAGCGAUACAGAUGCUUACGUUAUUAAAUGUAUUUAUUUUUUCGAGAAAAACGUACUCAUAUUUCGCCUAGGUCGGCACGAUCAACGGCCAAUGGAUUCUUUAAGUAUUUCACACGAUAUCUGUUGCUAUCAGCAGAUGGUCGGCUCUCAUGUCACGAUACAAAUGCGCCGCCAAGCACGAUAUAAAAUGUAUCUUUCUUAAGACAGAUAUAUGUAUUUCAUAUCGCGAUAUUUUUUGCAAUCAAAAUUUCGAUACGUACGUAUAUACUCCCUCGAGCAUACGUAUGUUACAACUGCCGUAAAAGGCGACUUUUACUACGACUAACGAAGAAUUUAUAAUCUCGGCGAAACACGCACGGACGAAAGUCAUUACCGGGAAUAUUAUUGUCCGCGACGGUAUGACAGUGAUAGCGAUUACAGUUGCCAAAAUAAAUAGUCUACAUAUGAAAUCA